AGAGAAUAAGUGAUAGUGAAGUCUCUGACUACGACUGUGACGAUGGAAUUGGUGUAGUAUCAGAUUAUAGACACAAUGGCCGAGAUCUUCAAAGCUCAACAUUAUCAGUGCCAGAACAAGUUAUGUCAUCAAACCAUUGUUCACCCUCAGGUUCCCCUCAUCGAGUAGAUGUUAUAGGAAGGACUAGAUCUUGGUCACCCAGUGUCCCUCCACAAAGUCGGAAUGUGGAACAGGGACUUCGAGGGACUCGCACUGGACAUUAUAAUACAAUUAGCCGAAUGGAUAGACAUCGUGUCAUGGAUGACCAUUACUCUCCAGACAGAGACAGUCAUUUUCUUACUCUACCUCGCUCCAGAUACAGUCAGACCAUUGAGCAUCAUCACAGGGAUGGCAGGGAUUGUGAAGCAGCAGAUAGACAGCCAUAUCACAGAUCCAGAUCAACAGAACAACGGCCUCUCCUUGAGCGGACCACCACCCGCUCCCGAUCCACUGAACGUCCUGAUACAAACCUCAUGAGGUCGAUGCCUUCAUUAAUGACUGGAAGAUCUGCCCCUCCCUCACCUGCCUUAUCGAGGUCUCAUCCUCGUACUGGGUCUGUUCAGACAAGCCCAUCAAGUACUCCAGUGGCAGGACGAAGGGGCCGACAGCUUCCACAGCUUCCACCAAAGGGAACGCUGGAGAGAAACAAUGGAGUCAAGGAGAUAGAACCUUAUGAAGAAGAAGUGGACUCCACAAGGAGAAGAUAUGCAGGUGCUAUGGAUAUAGAGGAGAGAAAUCGCCAAAUGAAAAUUAACAAAUACAAACAGGUAGCCGGAUCAGAUCCCAGACUGGAACAAGAUUACCAUUCAAAGUAUCGAUCAGGAUGGGAUCCUCAUAGAGGGGCAGAUAAUGUUUCUACUAAAUCUUCGGACAGUGAUGUAAGUGAUAUAUCUGCGGUUUCAAGGACUAGUAGUGCUUCUCGUUUCAGCAGCACAAGCUACAUGUCUGUCCAAUCAGAACGGCCAAGAGGAAACAAGAAAAUCAGUGUCUUUACAUCCAAAAUGCAAAGCAGACAAGUGGGCAUGUCAGGGAAGAACAUGACUAAAAGCACCAGCAUCAGCGGAGACAUGUGCUCGCUGGAGAAGAACGAUGGCAGCCAGUCUGACACUGCAGUGGGCGCCUUGGGCUCCAGCGGCAAAAAGCGGCGCUCUAGCAUUGGGGCCAAAAUGGUAGCUAUUGUUGGUCUCUCACGGAAAAGUCGCAGCGCUUCCCAGCUCAGCCAAACGGAAGCAGGAGGUAAAAAACUCCGGAGCACUGUCCAGAGAAGCACAGAAACAGGCCUGGCAGUGGAAAUGAGGAACUGGAUGACACGACAGGCCAGCCGUGAGUCUACAGACGGUAGCAUGAACAGCUACAGCUCGGAGGGAAAUCUGAUUUUUCCUGGUGUCCGCUUGGCCUCUGACAGCCAGUUCAGCGAUUUUCUGGAUGGCCUUGGCCCUGGUCAGCUAGUGGGACGCCAGACUCUGGCUACACCUGCAAUGGGUGACAUUCAGGUGGGAAUGAUGGACAAAAAGGGACAGUUGGAGGUGGAAAUCAUCCGGGCCCGAGGCCUUGUUGUAAAACCAGGUUCCAAGACACUGCCAGCACCGUAUGUAAAGGUGUACCUAUUAGAUAACGGAGUCUGCAUAGCCAAAAAGAAAACAAAAGUGGCAAGAAAAACGCUGGAACCCCUUUACCAGCAGUUAUUAUCUUUCGAGGAGAGUCCCCAGGGAAAGGUUUUACAGAUCAUCGUCUGGGGAGACUAUGGCCGCAUGGAUCACAAAUCCUUUAUGGGAGUGGCCCAGAUACUUUUAGAUGAACUAGAGCUAUCCAAUAUGGUGAUCGGAUGGUUCAAACUUUUCCCCCCUUCCUCCCUAGUAGAUCCAACCUUGGCCCCUCUGACAAGAAGAGCUUCCCAGUCAUCUCUGGAAAGUUCAACCGGACCUUCUUACUCUCGUUCAUAGCAGCUGUAAAACUGUUGUCACAGCAACCAGCGUUACAAAAAAAAAUCACAGGUCGCAAACCCUGGUAACACUGCAUGCUUAAUGUUGUGUCUUCUGAGCCUGUUUCUAGGGAUACAAAGCGAUCCUGUGUUCUCAGAGGAAGUCGCACACAUUGUGCCCUAAAGAAGGCCCUCAGGUGAAAGAGCAGAGCUACAAAGAACUAUCAGGUUUGGAGUUCAGUGGCACUCGCGUUUUGGUCCAAUCUGAAGCCAUGGAUUAAUCUCAAAGAAUCAGUCAGUUUCAUGCAACAAAAACCCUUUUCAAUGGCACCUUUAUAUUUCUAUCGUUCCUUUUUCUUCAUUUAUCUGAUCCCAAAGCCCUGUUAUGCCACAGAAAUGGAGCUGUACAGCCAUGAAGCCAUGUUACAGGUCAAGGAGCGAAGUCCUAAGAAGCAUCAGGUGAAAAGCCGGAGACCAAAGAAGUGGUCGGGAACAAAGCAUCGGCCCUCCUCUGGCUGGCGGUGCGUGCGUCUAGGCCAGCGGGAGGAGCAGCAAACUUGGAGUUCACAGGCCGCCUUUCACUCAUGCCAAGAUGUGUUGGACUCUGCAAAACCAAAUUCUGUGGCUGCACUGUACUGAAUGAAAUUAAAGAAACUUUUUUUGCAUGGACACGGAUUAGCUGAAUACUUAAAUUAUUUUCUUGGGGCUGCAACUUGCAAAAAAAGAAUAAAAAUCAGCCAUUUUCAACAAUUUAUAUUAUUUUUAAAAAUAAAUUUCACUAGUGCAUGGUUUUAAAAAGGGGAGAGAAUGCAACAGGUGAUACAAAGACACACCAUGUUUAUUCUUUAAAGUAAUCAUAGUCUGUGUUUUGGCAGACAUUACAAGUGGAAAUUCUUUCUAGAAGAUAACUUAAAAUUCUCUUUAUGUGACAAAUAAGUAUAAUAUAUUCCAUUUAUUUCCAUGUUAAAUAUACAAAUCUUAUGAGGUUCAAUAUGUGCAAAUUUUUCACAUCUUUCUUCCCUCACUAUUACUCUUCUGCCUCUUUUAAUAUAAUUUGUUUUCUUUCUCCCAACCAGAGUGAACCUUAUAUUAAGAAAUUCCAGGUUUUAGAUCUGAUUCUCUCUUAUACCCCAUGUUUGAUUCAGAGCUGUAAAUGCUUCUGAAUUUAUGAAUUUCUCAAGGGACAAACACCUAUUUAAGAACUUUCUUUAUUUCAAGCAUGUUGAAAAGGAUUUUGCAACAUGACUUGGGAGUACAUUAAAGUAAGUCAGCAUGUAUUUGACGAAGAUAUUUGAACUUUUGCAAUUUAUUGUACAGUGCAUGGUAAUUUUUUUUUCACCUUCAAAAUUCAGUUUACAGGAAAAAUCCUAAAAUCAUGUGGCCAUCGUAAUGUCUAAUAAAUUUGUUUUUAGCACCAGCAUUAUUCAUACAGGGGUUAAAAUAUUAUUUGUAGAAGGUCUUAGAUUUUGUUUGUUUUUUUAAUUAGUUAGAGCAAUUUCUUUAGCCAGUUUCCAUUUACUAUGUGAAUAGAAACACUGCUAAAAAUGUGGAGCCCUGAAACACAGGGAUGUUUAUUAAUUCAUUUUUCUGUAGUAAAAUUCAAUUUUUCACAAAGUAUAUUUCUAAAGAAAUAUAGUAAACAUAAAUUUGCAAGAAACAAUUUUAAAUCUCCAAUUUUUAGGUGAUUCAAAGAAAGUCAAUAUGACUAUUAAUAGUUCUUUGAUGCCAUCACCAAAAGUCUACUCAAAAACCCCCUAAAGUCAAAACCCCUGCCUUUGGUUUUACGGACAGUUAUUACCAUUGGGUGGCGCUGCAAGGUCAGAUUUCUCUUAAGUUCCCCUCUUUAGAGGAGAAGUCACUGGUUAUUAUUAUCAACUGCCCAUACUUUCUGGUUCUUUAUGUAUAUUUUGAUAGCACUAUUAUAGCUGGAUUUUCAUUUUUUGCAAUAAGUUUUGAAAUCUGCUUGCCUCUCAUUUGUUUAAAUUAAGGCCAUGCACAAAAAAUUGUUUUUUUUUUUAAUUUAGUGCUGACCAUUAAAAACUAUCAUGCUUGAUACGGUGCAAAAGUUAAAAUAUGAGUAUCACUAAAAAUGCCUUCUCUUUAUGUGGUGCAAUAUGAAAUACACCAAGACUGUGUCUUGACGUUCUGAGAUCUAUGAUGGGCCCAGGUAAAGCUGUUUUAAAGAAUGAAUAAAACUUUAUUGAAAUAAUUUAGACACCUGUGUACCAGCAACAAUUGAUUUAAUAGACAUAUAGUGUCUAUACUAUCCCUUAGAAUAAACGUUUACGAUUUUCCUGAUACUAAGAUGCAGUCACAUAAUCUUUUGUGCAUAUUCCUAUACAAAUUAUUUCUAAUUUUAAUAAGAAGGACAUGACUGUAUGGAAUAUUUGUACAUACUUGUCAUUAUGCAGUAUUUAUUUAAAAGUUGGUGUUUUUUUUUUUUUAAUUUUCACAUGUCUGCACCUCAACUUGUGGUUUCGUCAUGUAAAUAGCACUACGCCAGUGACCAUGGCUGCCCUGUACAUACAGUAUGUCUGCAAAGUAAAGGGAAUUCCAGUUGGGAAAAAAGGGCAGAUUAGUCUUGUAAUGAACACCAACUAAUGUAAAUCAAAUUCAUUCUGGUGAUGGUAUUUAACACUUUAAAUAAAACAUUUUCUUUACA
This is a messenger RNA of Carlito syrichta (Philippine tarsier), 4622 nucleotides long. RefSeq names its product regulating synaptic membrane exocytosis 2 (gene RIMS2). Gene Ontology annotation, cellular component: presynaptic membrane; cytoskeleton of presynaptic active zone. NCBI's taxonomy places the organism in Eukaryota, Metazoa, Chordata, Mammalia, Primates, Tarsiidae. The coding region runs from base 123 to 1982 and encodes 619 amino acids. The transcript has 16 exons. Gene Ontology annotation, biological process: positive regulation of synaptic transmission; regulation of membrane potential; calcium ion-regulated exocytosis of neurotransmitter. The record is from RefSeq and is a predicted model, not a curated record. Gene Ontology annotation, molecular function: small GTPase binding; transmembrane transporter binding.